CUCAGCUCUGGACACUCUCACACACACCGUCCUGACUCUCUGUCUCUACAGUUUAGAGUGUUACCUGACUUUGAUCGGACUGUUUGACACCAUGAGUGUUUCCCACGAGACCUGCCUCCUGGACCAGGUGCUGGAGCUGAUUAUGAACGAGAAGCCCCCCAACAGUGCUAGUCUUUUCCUAAACGAGGACGUGGAUAAACCCCCCCUUCCAGAGAGAGGAGACUUGAGGAGACGCCUACGCAGGGCCAUGGAAAGGAGAGCCAGCAGCAUGAAGGAGAGGAUGAGCUCCAUCAGUCGGGACAGCAUCAAAGGUUUCCUCAAGAGGAACCUGUUUGUUCUGUUCACUGUCGCCGCUGUGGCUCUGGGUGUAAUCCUGGGCUUUGCUCUACGCCCCCACAACCUGUCCCUGAGGGAGAUCAAGUACUUUGCCUUUCCAGGGGAGCUACUAAUGAGAAUGCUACAGAUGCUGGUGCUGCCUCUCAUUGUCUCCAGUCUGGUCACAGGCAUUUCCUCCUUGGACAGCAAAGCGUCAGGUAAGAUGGGUAUGCGUGCAGUGGUCUACUACAUGGUGACCACCCUGAUUGCCGUGUUCAUUGGUAUUGUCAUCGUGAUAAUCAUCCGGCCGGGGAAAGGCAGCAGGGACAGUCCUGUGGCCAACACUGGAAACAUAGAGCCGGUUCAGGCUGCUGAUGCUUUCUUGGAUCUCAUCAGGAACAUGUUUCCCCCCAAUCUGGUAGAGGCUUGUUUCAAGCAGUAUAAAACUGUGUACAAGAAGACUGUGCACACAAGGAACGUGACAGUGGCCCUGAACCUGACCGACUCUCUAAACGUGACAGAGUCUAACCUGAGCGUAAACCUCAGCAGGGUGCUGCAUACCAUACAGGAGACAGUGGAGGAGACUGUCCCUGUGUCCGGGUCCUCCAGUGGAGUGAACGCUCUGGGUUUAGUGGUUUUCUCCAUGUGCUUCGGUCUGGUCAUUGGCAACAUGAAGCAGCAGGGCCAGGCCCUCAGAGACUUCUUUGACUGCCUGAAUGAAGCCAUCAUGAGGCUGGUGUCCAUCAUCAUCUGGUAUGCUCCUGUCGGCAUCCUGUUCCUGAUUGCGGGAAAGAUUGUGGAGAUGAAGAAUCUGGCAGAGGUGGGCGGCCAGCUGGGGAUGUACACCGUGUCGGUCAUUGUGGGUCUCCUCAUCCACGGCCUCGUUGUCCUGCCACUGCUUUACUUCCUAGUGACCAGGAGGAAUCCCUACAGCUUCAUUGGUGGCCUGCUGCAGGCGCUCAUCACUGCUCUGGGAACCUCAUCUAGCUCUGCCACCCUGCCCAUCACUUUCCGCUGUCUGGAGGAGAACAACCGUGUGGAUAAACGAGUGACACGUUUCAUCCUGCCUGUGGGUGCCACCAUUAACAUGGAUGGCACCGCCCUCUACGAGGCUGUGGCAGCCAUCUUUAUUGCCCAAGUCAAUGACAUGGACCUAAACUUUGGGCAGAUUCUCACCAUCAGUAUCACAGCAACGGCUGCCAGCAUCGGAGCAGCAGGCAUCCCUCAGGCUGGCCUGGUUACCAUGGUGAUCGUAUUGACAUCGGUGGGACUGCCCACAGAGGACAUAACACUGAUCAUCGCUGUGGAUUGGUUCUUGGACCGUUUGCGGACCACCACCAACGUGCUGGGUGACUCGCUCGGGGCUGGCAUCGUGGAGCACCUUUCCCGUGGAGAGCUGCAGAGUCAGGAUGCUGAGGUUCGCAACUCGGUUAUCGAGGAGAAUGAGAAGCCCUACCAGCUUAUCUGUCAGGAAAACGAUUCACUCAACCACCACAACAAUGAGACCACAAUGUGAAGACUAGAGCAACACCCUUAAGGGCUUCAUGUACCAAAAGCAUUUUAGCUAGAGGGAUGGCUUGCAAUGGUGCAGGGAAAGUCUUGGUUCAUAGUUCAUGGUCAACUCAGCCAGUGCUUGGGGUUUGAAGAUCAUUUUCGCAGUUGCAGACGACAAUUCACAUCUUUCUCUGGGAAACAAGAAAAUACAAAACAAUACAGCC
This is a messenger RNA of Perca fluviatilis (European perch), 2033 nucleotides long. RefSeq names its product solute carrier family 1 member 6 (gene slc1a6). Gene Ontology annotation, molecular function: neutral L-amino acid transmembrane transporter activity; L-glutamate transmembrane transporter activity; glutamate:sodium symporter activity. Gene Ontology annotation, cellular component: plasma membrane. Lineage: Eukaryota; Metazoa; Chordata; Actinopteri; Perciformes; Percidae. The record is from RefSeq and is a predicted model, not a curated record. Gene Ontology annotation, biological process: L-glutamate transmembrane transport. The transcript has 11 exons. Bases 92 to 1831 code for a protein of 579 amino acids.